AAUGGUCCAUAACGUUGCUUCUGUGGCCCAGCAGGCAAAGGCAGAAUCUCCUACACUGGAUGAAACGUUUAUUUUCUCGAUCGACCCGAAAUCAAUUAUAAAGGGUCUACCGACAGGCAAUGUGUGCUGCGUUUGUGAACGACCAGAAAACCUAAUAUGAUGUGGUAAGUGCCACCGCGACAUGCAUUUGGAUUGUACGACGGCUCAAGGACCGACAGUCCACGAGCGUGGUUUCAAAUGCAGCGAAUGUAAAGCUAUGAAGGAUAGUUUUGAGAAACAAUCUUGUUUUGUGUGCAAUGAUGAGCGAGAGGAAACUAAAACCGAAUCGAAAAAUCGCUGCAUAUAUAAUUUAUGCGCUCGUCAGUAUCAUAUCACCUGUUUGUGCAUGUUUCCUCAGUAUAAAGCGGUAAUUCCUAAGAUCAUCAUUUGUCCGCUUCACGUGUGCCACACCUGCGCACACUAUUCAAUGGCAAAAGCGUCUCAUGCUAGAGCAAAACUUGUACGAUGCAUUAAGUGUCCGUCUGCCUACCAUCCAGACUUGCGAUGUAUUCCGGCUGGGUCGGAAAUGGUUACCACGAAACAGCUCAUCUGUCCGAAGCACAGCCUCGAUCAGAUAGCUCCACAUGUUAAUUGGUGUUACUUAUGCUCCAAAGGAGGAGAUUUAGUUUGUUGUGAAACCUGCCCCAACACCGUCCACCAGGGCUGUCUGCCACACAAAAUACACGGUGGAAGAUACUUCUGUAAAGAAUGUGUAUCCGGUAGAUUUCCUUUGCAUAAUGAGAUUGUGAUGGCAAAGCUCGGUAACUAUCGUUGGUGGCCAGCUUUAAUUCUACCGCCAUCCAAGGUAUCAGAAUAUCUAUUUCAACGGCGACCGAGAGCAUCAUCUAUUUGCGUUAAAUUCUUCCAAUCCCACAAUGUAGCUUGGUUAAAUAGAAGAAGGAUGUAUCUAUACCAUAAUUCGGAAAAUCUUGGCACGAAAAAAACUAGAACCUUGGACAAAAAGUAUAACAUUGCCAUAGACGAAGCGAGAUCAGUUUAUAAAUCAUUGCAGACGCAGAAAAUGCUAAAUGUUCCGAUCAGCUCUAAAACUAAAAAACUCGCUCCAAUGUUUACGAUACUUAAAACAAACCGUUACGUUCUUCCCCUUAAGCGACGACCAAUUUGCAUCGAUUCGUAUUGCGACUGCCGUCCAGAUGAUGCAGAUCCAUGUGGCCCGACGUCUUUGUGCAUCAACCGAAUAACAAUGAUCGAAUGUAUUCCUAGCACCUGCCCAGCGAAAGAUCGGUGUUUAAAUCAACGCUUUGCCAAACGGCAUUACCAGUCUUUGGAGGUCCGUGACUUUGAAGAGAAAGGUCAUGGACUAGUGGCAAGCGAAUCGAUCACAUAUGGAAAGUUCAUCAUUGAAUAUGUCGGCGAGGUGAUCGAUAGGAACGAGCUAAACCGCCGAGUCAAGGAAAAUCGUCAGAACACGAAUUAUUUUUUGAGAAUAGACCAUCUAAUGACCAUUGACGCUGGUCAGAAAGGUAAUGUUUCGCGGUUCAUUAACCAUUCUUGCAAUCCGAAUUGUAAAAUGCAAAAGUGGAACGUCGGAUAUGCACCUGCCAUUGGAUUAUUUGCCACCAAAGACAUUAAAGCGGGAGAAGAGCUAACCGUCAAUUAUAACUCGAAAUACUUUGCCAGCAUGAAACAGGAGUGUCGCUGCGGAUCGUCCAAAUGCUCGGGAUACAUAAAGUAGAUGUAUUCGUCCCCAAUAAUAAAAAAAUCGCUUCCGUUUAAACAUGAA
Anopheles coustani is the source of this 1783-nucleotide messenger RNA. Its product is annotated as nuclear receptor binding SET domain protein-like. Gene Ontology annotation, cellular component: nucleus; chromatin. Gene Ontology annotation, biological process: regulation of DNA-templated transcription. The record is from RefSeq and is a predicted model, not a curated record. The transcript has 2 exons. NCBI's taxonomy places the organism in Eukaryota, Metazoa, Arthropoda, Insecta, Diptera, Culicidae. The coding region runs from base 182 to 1735 and encodes 517 amino acids. Gene Ontology annotation, molecular function: protein binding; histone H3K36 methyltransferase activity.